AUGGGUAUUAAAGUAGGAAUCAACGGGUAUGUAUACAAGCCUUAUCGAUCGCGAAGCCGUAUCGGACGUAUUGUCCUUCGUAACGCUCUGAUUCAUGGCGAGGUCGACGUUGUUGCUGUUAACGAUCCUUUCAUCGAUCUCCAGUACAUGGCGAGUAGCGCUUUCCAGGGGCACGACCUGAAAUACAUGUUCACGUUUGACUCGACGCAUGGACGCUUCAAGGGUUCUGUCGAAAUCAAGGACGGAAAGCUCGUCGUUGAGGGAAAGCCUAUCUCAGUGUUUGCUGAGAGGGAUCCCGGCGCUAUUCCUUGGGGUUCUGCCGGUGCUGAGUACAUCGUUGAAUCGACUGGUGUCUUCACAACCGUGGAGAAGGCCUCGGCUCACUUGAAGGGUGGCGCCAAGAAGGUCAUUAUCUCGGCCCCCUCGGCCGAUGCGCCUAUGUUCGUAUGCGGUGUCAACCUAGAUGCUUACGACCCCAAGUACCAAGUCAUCUCCAAUGCCUCUUGCACUACCAACUGCCUUGCUCCUCUUGCCAAGGUCAUCAACGACAAAUUCGGCAUCGUCGAAGGUCUUAUGACAACUGUCCAUGCUACGACGGCCACUCAGAAGACUGUUGAUGGGCCGUCGAACAAAGACUGGCGUGGCGGGCGUUCCGUCGGUGGCAACAUCAUUCCUUCCUCCACCGGUGCCGCAAAGGCCGUGGGCAAAGUCAUUCCUACUUUGAACGGAAAGCUUACCGGCAUGUCCUUCCGUGUUCCGACACAAGAUGUGUCGGUGGUCGACUUGGUCGCCCGUAUUGAGAAGCCGGCGACUUAUGACGAAAUCAAGGCCGCCAUCAAGGAGUCCUCUGAGAAUGAGCUCAAGGGAAUCCUCGCAUACACUGAAGAUGCCGUCGUCUCGACCGACUUUGUCGGCGAGACUUCGUCCUCCGUCUUCGAUGCUGCGGCUGGUAUUGCGCUCAACAAGAACUUUGUUAAACUUAUCGCAUGGUACGAUAACGAGUGGGGUUACAGCAGACGGGUCGUUGAUCUCCUCGUCUUCGCCGCCAAGGCAGAUGCUGGCAAGGCUUAAUUUCACAUUCUUCUUGAUACUAGAUGUUCACGUUUUGCUUUUCUUCUCGUAUCUCUUUUCCCGAUCGGCUCCGCGCUCUCUUUUGACCCGUAUUUAUCCGUCCGUUGAAUUGAACCACCUCGAAAAAAUCCUUUCAUCAUGACGGAAACUGCACUUCCCUAUGUGUUGCGCUCCAUCUUCUAUCACGAUGAUGAUCAUGGUGGUGUUGCAUGUACCAACCGUAUGAAAACAAUCGACUAAAAAAUUGAUCGACUCCACGACCGACCGACCGACCGAAUCGCAACACGAAUUUAACGCUUCAUCAUGCACGGAUACGAACGCGUUGCUGAAUGUGCCAUUUGCAUCUUCAAGCGAGAAAAAGCAACUUGUAGGAGACGACGAGGACGAGGGAUGACGUUCAGGCCCGGGAUUUAAAAAAAAAAAUCGGAACGUUCUCGAAUGCUGGGAGGAAGGAGUACGCAGGAUGAAAGUACCUGAAAAU
Molecule: messenger RNA, 1552 nt
Organism: Cantharellus anzutake
Lineage: Eukaryota; Fungi; Basidiomycota; Agaricomycetes; Cantharellales; Hydnaceae
Product: glyceraldehyde-3-phosphate dehydrogenase
Exons: 10
Coding region: 1-1071 (356 amino acids)
Biological process (GO): glucose metabolic process
Molecular function (GO): oxidoreductase activity, acting on the aldehyde or oxo group of donors, NAD or NADP as acceptor; NADP binding; NAD binding
Source: RefSeq, a predicted model, not a curated record